Messenger RNA from Jatropha curcas, 959 nucleotides. RefSeq names its product Ribosomal protein L35 (gene PRPL35). NCBI's taxonomy places the organism in Eukaryota, Viridiplantae, Streptophyta, Magnoliopsida, Malpighiales, Euphorbiaceae. Gene Ontology annotation, cellular component: ribosome; large ribosomal subunit. Gene Ontology annotation, biological process: translation. Gene Ontology annotation, molecular function: structural constituent of ribosome. The record is from RefSeq and is a predicted model, not a curated record.
UGGGCCUUGCUAUCUGAAAAUGUAUUUUUUGGUCAAUGAAAAGGUGGGUUCUUUCAGGUUAUACAGCUAACGGCAAAAACGGCGACGGAUUACACUGAACUGUAAAUACACAAAAGAUAGAGGACUUGAAUUGUCUGUUUCUUCCAUCCACACCCAUAUCAAAUCCACUUCACAACUUCUUCUGCUCUUCCCUUUAUCUUUGUUCCUCCAAAACAUUAACGGAAGCAACAAACAAAGCAAAAAUGGCUUCUUUAACGAUUUUAUCUUCCAAUUUGAAGUUUGGCCCUUUACAUUUUCCUCCAACGACAACAACAACAGCCCGAGUCCCUUCUAUGUCUGCUCAACUCUCUCCAUUUAAUAAGUUGAACAACAACUCGCUCAGACUCAGUUCGGCUCGUAACAUUUCUGGGUCUCACUCGUUUUUCUCCCAAAAACCCUCUACUAUCUCUAGUCUCACUCAAAAAUUCCAAUCUCUUACAGUUUUUGCUGCUAAAGGCUACAAAAUGAAAACCCAUAAGGCUUCAGCAAAAAGAUUCAGGGUGACUGGUAGAGGGAAAAUAGUACGAAGGAGAGCUGGGAAGCAGCAUUUGCUAGCGAAGAAGAAUACAAAGAGGAAAUUAAGACUCUCCAAAAUGCAUCCAGUUGCCAGGAGCGACUAUGACAACGUGAUUGGCACCCUGCCAUAUCUAAAAGUAAAUAGAAACGCAAAGUAGAGUUCACUUUUCAUGUUUUUGGGAUGAUUUAAUCAGUUCAAAUUUUUUUUAAUGCUUUUUGUAUGCAAAAGACAAGUGCUGUAACUUUUGUAUUCUAGAAAACAGUGAAGCUUCUUUGGAAAUUCUGUAUUUGUUGUUCAUGUUAUAGAGCAUAUUCUACUUUUCUUCCUGUAAUCUUGCAAGCUCUUGUAGAUGGAAUUGCUGUUUUCAUGUCAAUUUGAAUCAGGAUUUGAUCCUUGAUGGCUA